AGUGGUAUUGUGGUAACAGUAGCCAUGGCUGCAAUUGCAGAAGAAAAGUGGAGAGAGGUGAGUAGCCACAGCCAGCAACUGCUCCCCGUCCUCUGCUGCUGCCCCUGCCCUCCUCCAUCUCCACCACCUCCAGUGUGUGGUGUGGUGGUGGCAUACUGGUAUCUUUGUAUGGCUUGUAGCCUGAAACCCUUUUGUCUCCUUUUCCCCUCCCCCUCCUCCUCCACACUCUACUUCACUUCCUCUCUUUUGGUUGCUAGCUUCUUUCUCUCACUCUACUCUCUCAUUGCCUACUGAUGCUUGCAGUUGCAGAGAGAUGAUUGAUGCUCCUCUUGCAGUAGAGUGUCCUGCUCAACUUGGAGCUGGAGCUUUCUUCUUCUCCUCCUCCUACUUUUGAUGGUUGCUUUGGUUUUUCUGGCUUGAGGGCUGGGUGAAGCUUCCAUUUUUGCUUUGCUGGUCUUGGUGCUGUUAAAGGUGGCGUCUUGGGAAGAAAUCUCCGGGAAAGAUUGUUGCUUUGCCGCCGGUUUCGCGGCAAAUCUUGGGGCGGGCGGGCGGUUGAUUGCGUUGGAAGAGGUCGGCUUCGUGAGGGAAUCUUGCUUGCGGCGGGAUCAAUCGCGCCGUUCCGCCCAUCGCUGGGUUGCUUGCUUUUUGGGCGGUUCUUUGGUGCUGCCUUUUUGCGGUGAAAGGCGGGAUCUUGCGGCCGCUCGCGGUGGCGUCGCUGGAUCGGUGGAGGCCUGAUCUCUGUGCGGGAUUCUCCUCGUCGCCGGCAUUGCUGGGCCGAGCUCGCCGGUCUCCGGCUGAUGCGGUGAGGCGGCGGAGCGGAGCCUCGCGCCGUGCUCUACUGCUCUGAGUGGACUGCUGCGCGCGCCAGGUGUUCGGCGAAAGGCGCGAGCAGCAUGAGGGACUUCCCUUCCUGCUUCGGGGAGAGCGGCGUCCAGAUCGCGGACGCGUCGUCGUCGUCGUCGAGCGCCGGCAAGGGCACGGCGCAGAACCUGGUGACCUGCCUCUACCAGACGCAGUUCUCGGGCCGGCCAUGCGUGAUCUCGGUGACAUGGAGCAAGAGCCUCAUGGGGCAAGGGCUCAGCAUUGGCGUGGACGACCUGUCCAACCAGUGCCUGUGCAAGGCCGACAUCAAGCCAUGGCUCUUCUCCAAGAAGAAAGGGUCCAAGAGGCUUGAUGUCGAGGACGGCAAGAUUGAGAUCUUCUGGGACCUGUCCGGCGCCAAGUUUGGUGCUGGGCCAGAGCCACUAGAGGGGUUCUACGUCGCCGUGGUGUUUGACCUUGAGCUGGUACUCCUGCUCGGCGACAUGAGGAAGGACGCAUUCCGGAAGACCGGCGCAAACAGGCCUAUGCUGAAUGCUGCAUUUGUGGCUAGGAGGGAGCACAUAUAUGGGAAGAAGAUUUACACAGCCAAGGCACAGUUCUGUGAAAAUGGCCAAUACCAUGAUGUUGUGAUAGAGUGUGACACCGUCAGCAUCAAGGAUCCGUGUCUUGAGAUACGGGUUGACAAGAAGCCUGUCAUGCAGGUGAAGCGUCUGGCUUGGAAAUUUAGGGGAAACCAGACAAUUCUUGUUGAUGGUUUGCCUGUGGAGGUGUUCUGGGAUGUCCACAGUUGGCUCUUUGGAUCGAUGACGAGCAAUGCGGUGUUCAUGUUUCAGACAUGCCAAGCACCUGAGAAGUCGAUGCCAUGGUCGUACUCGCAGAUUUUUAGGGAGUCUCAGUUGCAGUGUCUUGGUUUCUCGCUGAUCCUAUAUGCAUGGAAGCUUGAAUAGGCGCUUGCAGAAUCAUAAUUUGCUUCUGUGGCUGCAUCCUUUUAGUGCUAACGGGAUGUUUGUUGAGUGUCUGUUCUUGGGAAUGUUAUAAGGCUCUCCAAUAUAUGUUCUUUCUUUUUUUCAUUUUUGGGUUUUGCCAUCUUUUAUAAACAAUGUUUGAAUAGUUUGGCAA
Molecule: messenger RNA, 1941 nt
Organism: Oryza brachyantha (malo sina)
Lineage: Eukaryota; Viridiplantae; Streptophyta; Magnoliopsida; Poales; Poaceae
Exons: 1
Coding region: 894-1769 (291 amino acids)
Source: RefSeq, a predicted model, not a curated record